Molecule: messenger RNA, 2295 nt
Organism: Hyla sarda
Lineage: Eukaryota; Metazoa; Chordata; Amphibia; Anura; Hylidae
Product: reticulon-4 receptor-like 2
Exons: 3
Coding region: 175-1392 (405 amino acids)
Cellular component (GO): plasma membrane
Molecular function (GO): protein binding
Source: RefSeq, a predicted model, not a curated record
CUCAGGGUCAUGUGAUCUACUGUCGGAUUCUCAUGUUAUUAUGUGACUAAAGGAUCAGGACUGAGGACUUGUGAAUAGGACUUGUCAGUGUCCUCUCCUCACACAUGAGCGGCUCAGCCCUGCUCCCUCCACCCUCACUCCUCCCGAUCCGGCACAUCCUCCUCACAUCUCAGGAUGCUCUUAGUCAAUCCAGAGACAAGGAUGCGAAGAGACUGCAAGAUCCCCCUGCGAGGCUCCCUCCAGUACCUCCUUGGUUUUCUCCUCCUCCUCCUCCCCCUUUCACUCUCUUACCCUUAUACCCUUUCCCCCUGUCCUUCCCUUUGUACGUGUUAUCCCUCACCCCCUACCGCCAGCUGCCAAUCUCACAACCUGUCCCGCGUCCCCUCACCUCUGCCCAGUCAGGCACGAAGAGUUUUCCUGCAGAACAACCAGAUCUCCGAUCUUUACCCCGGGCUGUUUUCUCCCUUCACUUCUGUCCUUUGGCUUUUUUCAAAUCGCAUCUCUGUCUUGCGUCCUGGGACGUUCCAAGGCUUGGAGCACCUUGAGGAGCUGGACCUAGGCAAGAAUCCCAACCUGCCACCUCUUCAGCCCGACACCUUCAGUGGCCUCAACUCUUUGCUGUCCCUGCACCUGUAUCAGUGUAAUAUCCACAGGCUACCAGCUGGGCUCUUUCGUGGCCUCUACUCACUGCGCUACCUCUACCUGCAACACAACCGCCUGACAGGCCUGCCGGAUGGCCUGUUUCGUGACCUGUCGAACCUCACACAGUUGUUUUUGUAUGGAAACCUGUUGCAGUCUCUCCCAGCUGGCACAUUUUUUGGUCUCUCAAACCUGGAUCGUCUGUUGCUCCACAGCAAUCGCCUUGUGACUAUUUCCCCUGCGGCUUUCACCGGUUUGAGCAACCUCACCAUACUCUUCCUCUUCAAUAACAGCCUUCCUUCCCUCUCUGGAGAUUGUUUGCGCUCCCUUCACUCUCUGCAGUUUUUGCGUCUGAACGGGAACCCGUGGCAUUGUGACUGUAGCUGCCGAUCUCUCUGGGGUUGGUUUCGCUCCUCUCCGGGGGUCUCUAGUUCCCUAGUGACCUGCACCUCCCCGCCGGCUUUUCGGGGAAGAGACCUGCGAUCUCUUGAGGAGCGGGAUCUACGGUUUUGCAGCUCUAACAACCCUAUCCCAACCGGAAACCUGUCAGGAUUAUCCUUCCCACCCAAACCUUCCUCUUUCUAUAGAGGUCAGCCCGGCCCGAGCGAGAAUGAGAUCAAUGAAUGGAAAGAUAGAAUAGAGGAGAAGGGAGGAGAUAUUGACGACAGCUUGAAUGGCGGUGAAGGUCGGGGCGGCCUAAGCGUUGGGCUCCUGUUGGUUUUGCUCAUUUGGAUUGUGGAAAUAGACCUUUAACCUGUGGAAAUAGAAUCCUCUCGACAAUUAUUACUUCCUCCUCUGUGAACGUUUUCUGACAAAUAAAUGAUAUAUAUAUUUAUACAAGUGUCUGUGAUGAUUUACACCACAGCUUCUAUGGCGGAGGCAUGAGACCCUGUCCUCCAACUGUGGAGCUUCUCCAGGAACAUCGAAGACACAAACUCCUCUAGGCUGUAACAUUGUCAACCUGUCUGUUCUGAGGUUUAGAAAUUUUGGCAAAAAAUUCCGUAUCAUGAACUCCCUCAAGUUUUCAGCAUUUUUGAUGCUUUUAAAAAAAAAUCAUCUACAAGAUGUUCAAGGGGACAUUAAAAUAGUAUCAACAGUUUUUAAAAACAAGUAAUAUGAUGCUGUGACGAAGGGAAGAUAGAAUAAAAACUAUGCAUACUUAUCCCCAGUCCUCGCAGCUCGGUUCAGGUCCGGCUGGUCCCCCGAUUUUCUUCUGAAAUGAUCGCUUACUGCAGGACAUGUCCACUCAGACAGUGACUGGACACCUCUGUGGCUGGAGAUUGGCUGAGCUAGCAGGUCCUUCACCAAGCGCUCAUCGCAGAAGCAGGAAGAAGAGAGAAGAUCAGGAGGACCAGAUGGAGCAGAACGAGAGCUGCGGGGGACCAGGACUGGGUAAGUAUAGUUUUUUUUCUAUUUAACCCCUGUCCCAGCACCAUAUUUCUUUACAGAACACUUGAUAAGAUCUUUAAUAAUUUACAUGAAUUUCAGUAGGAUGGAUACAGGAAAAACUGGUGUAGCUGGAUUCGGAUUAAUUGAUGCUCAGAAGAUUAAAACAACAUGGGAUGGGAGGAAGGUGAGCAUAGGUUUGGCUUUGUUCUAACCACAUGCACAAACACCAAUUUUGUUAAUUCUCUUAAUACCUCUUUAAGGGCAGGG